Molecule: messenger RNA, 6010 nt
Organism: Polyodon spathula (Mississippi paddlefish)
Lineage: Eukaryota; Metazoa; Chordata; Actinopteri; Acipenseriformes; Polyodontidae
Product: coiled-coil domain-containing protein 186-like
Exons: 16
Coding region: 152-2917 (921 amino acids)
Biological process (GO): vesicle cytoskeletal trafficking
Cellular component (GO): trans-Golgi network
Molecular function (GO): small GTPase binding
Source: RefSeq, a predicted model, not a curated record
UGUGGCCAUCUUUGUUGGUAUGUCACGUACGAGUGGCUCUGUAGAUUAAAAAAAAAAAAAAAAAAAGAUGAUCCCCUGAAUUUGAAUUAUUAACAAAAUCACACAACGAAGAAGGAGCAGCAACACACAGGCUGUAAGCAAAGGGGAAAGGAUGGAUCAGACUCCACCAGAAGCACAGGACAUGACUGUGAGGGAUGAGCUGCCAAAAACUAACCAGGAGAGUUCUGGAACACCCGACUGUGACAGUACUGUGAGCAAAAAGACUCCUGAGGAUUCAGAAGAAACCAGCAGAGCUGGAAGCACUUGUACUGACCCACAAGAGGACUGUCUGGUGGACAAGGCUGACAGUCCCGUUACAGAGCCUUGCCUUGCAGAUUGCACAGAACAUUGUGCCAUGGAAGAUGAAGUGCUCACUCCAGAUCAUGGUGGAAGUGGAGAACUGUGUUACCCAGAUUCUGCUCAGGAAGAGGAGGCCCUGUUGGUGGACAGCUUGGCAGGUGGGGAUGGAAUUGCAAAGGUGGAAACUUCCCUUGGGUCUGCAAGACAGUCUGCAACACAAUUUCUGGAAGAAGGUGACACCAUAAACAAUGCAGAGCCAGUAUCACAGACUUCUGAGAACUUUAACUCAACAAGUCCUUAUGACACAGACUUUAGCAAGAAGCUUAUUUCUGAAAUGCAGCGUUCAUUAUCACAAGAGUCUUUGUUAGAUGAAAUUGAAUCUGAAUUGCUUUCUUGUCAAAUUACAACUGAACGUACUUUUCCUAAUGGGAUAAAAAUGAAUCAAGAAUCUCUAGUUAUGUUUGACAGAUGUGUACAGAAUAAAUACUUGCAACAAGAAAAGACAAUCGGAAGGUUGCUAGAUGACAAUAAAAAGCACCAGGAGCUUAUUUUAGCAAUCUGUUCAGAAAAAGACAACAUGAAAGAAGAGUUGAAAAAGCGCUUUGAGACUGAAAAACAGCACAUUGGUUCCAUUAAAAAGAUAGAGGCUAGAGUGGAGGAGCUCACAAAGGAACUGAAAGCUUCACAAGACAAACUGGUUUCCCAAGAUGCAGCUGCCAAGAAUGCAAUUCAUCAGGUACAAAGAGAGAUGGCCUUCAGGCUAGACCAAGCUCACAGGAAGUGUGAGGAGGCGCGUCAGGAGAAAGAGUCCAUGGUCAUGAAGUAUGUCCGGGGAGAGAAGGAGGCUCUCGACCUUCGAAGAGAGAAGGAAGUGCUUGAGAAGAAGCUCCGUGAAGCAAACAAAGAAAUGGAGAAAAACUCCAACCGAGCCAAGCAGCUCUCUCAAGAGAAAGGGAGGCUGCAGCAGCUCUAUGAGACCAAGGAAGGAGAAGCUGCCAGACUGAACCGGGAGAUUGAAAAACUAAAAGAAGAAGUGAAUUCCCACGUGAUCAAAGUGAAAUGGGCCCAAAACAAGUUAAAAACUGAAUCGGAUGCACACAAGGAAACCAAGGAAAGACUCCGAGAUACUACCAGCAAACUAACCCAAGCUAAAGAAGAGGCCGAGCAGAUAAGGAAAAAUUGCCAGGAGAUGAUUAAAACAUAUCAGGAAUCUGAAGAAAUUAAAUCUAAGGAACUUGAUGCAAAGCUUCGAGAGACCAAGGGAGAGCUAGAGAAGCAAAAGCAGGAAAGAACGAACCAGUUAGAGAUGCACCACGUUAAAGCCAAAGAGCUUGAUGACCUGAAGAGAACCUUUAAAGAGGGGAUGGAUGAACUGCAUACUUUGAGAACCAAGGUGAAGUGCCUGGAGGAUGAAAGGUUAAGAACAGAGGAUGAAUUAUCAAAAUACAGAGAGAUAAUCAACAGACAGAAAUCUGAACUUCAGAAGCUACUGGAUCGAGUUAAGGUUGUACAGAGAUUGGAAGACCAGCAUCAAAGAGACGAGCAGUGCAUUGUAUCCUUGAAAGAGGAGAUGGAGAACCUGGAAUCUGUGAUCACAGACCUACAGAAAGACGUGGAAGGGAGUCGAAUAAGAGAGUCUGAACUGCUGGGCUUCACAGAGAAACUGACCAGCAAGAACGCUCAGCUGCAGUCUGAAGCCAACACGCUGCAGAUUCAGCUUGACAAGCUGACCUUCAGAGAGAGGGAGCUGGAGACCCUGUUAGAAGAGAAGGGCCUCAGCAAUGCUGAGCUGACAAAUCGAUUACAGAAAGAGGAACAGUUGAGGCAGGAGGAAGUCCAGACUCUUCGAAGUGAGCUAACAUCACGGAGCAAAGAAAUGGCUGGACUUAGAACUAGUAUCGAAGAACUGAACGAUGAGCUCGCUACGCAGAAACGAAAGCAGAUAGCAAAUCUAAAGGACCUUACUAAACAACUCCUGCUAGCACGGAAAAAACUUGAUCAGAUGGAAAACGGCAACAAUGAUAAAGAAGCCAGCAGCAUGGGGAGUCGUUCUAGCUCAUCAGGCUCUAUAAAUGCACGGAGCAGUAAUGAUGAUCGCUCCCCAGAAAACACAGGCUCAUCAGUCGCAGUGGACAGCUUCCCUGAAGUGGAUAAAGCUGUUCUGAUCGAGAGGAUUGUGCGGCUACAGAAAGCCCACGCACGAAAGAAUGAAAAGAUUGAGUUUAUGGAGGACCACAUCAAACAGCUGGUGGAAGAAAUUAGAAGGAAAACAAAAAUUCUCCAGAGUUAUGUUCUACGGGAGGAGACUGGAGCACUGUCUACUGAGGCCUCGGAUUUGAACAAGGCUCAUCUGAGCAGGCGAGGAGGAAUCAUGGCCUCCCUCUACACAUCUCACCCAGCAGACAGUGGCCUCACACUGGAUCUGUCUCUAGAAAUAAACAGGAAGUUACAGGCAGUGUUAGAAGACACGCUGCUGAAAAACAUUACAUUGAAGGAAAGUCUUCAGACGCUUGGAUCAGAGAUAGAAAGACUAAUAAAACUCCAGCAUGAACAGGAGCAGCGGGUAAAGAAGAAAUGAAUCUGUCCAGGUUCAGCUAACCAAGGAAUGUAAAUAAAAUGAAGAGAUGCUCCACAAUGUCCAACACCAGUCAGCAAAUGAUUUUGUUUUCUCUGUAGCAGAAAGUCUGUAAUAUCUGUUUAAGUGUUAUGAACAGGUGACAACAUGAAUGCACAGUGCGCGCGCGUGUGUGUGUGUGUGUGUGUGUGUGUAUUUUUGAUCAAACUGAUACUGAAUAAUUGUAAAUGCUAAAAUACACCAAAAGUAAGAUCUCUGGCGUUUCCUUUUGUCAACCAAAUACAAAGCUGAUAUUUCCUUCUGGACUAGGUUGUUUUUAUUGUUCUCUGUAAGAUGCAGGGAGUGCUUUGUCUCUUGGAUUUCACUUAAUCUUGCUUUUAAAACUUAUCCUCAAAAAAUGUGUUCCUUUUUUAAUCACACUUGCGCGCCUUCAGCACAAGCAAAUAACUUGUUGCCUGAGAUGUGAGAGUUUAAACAGCUCUAUUUAUUUAACUAAUAUUUAAUGAGAAAGCCUCUUCCAAAGAAUGCAUCUCUUAAGAGCCCAGUUGCAUUUAUGUUUUUAAAAUUAAUUAGACCUACAAACUGCAUGUUGGUUUUUAAGUACUUUGUCAAUAGGGCAUGACUGUGUUCUAACAAUACUUGGAAGCAUUGGGGUAAAGUUUUACCAGCCACUGAAAUAGAGUGUAAUGCAAAGUAUAAAAAACUAAACAUAAGCUUGCAGACCAAAUCACCACACUGAACAUUCUUGUUGAAGGAUUUAUGGAAAUCAGUGUAUCUCGCAUGCACAUGCACAGUGAACCUUCCAGCUUUUCUAUACUUCCAACAGCUCUGAUUGUAACCCUGUUUUUAGAUCUCCGUGUGUGUUGAGUGGAGUCUUGUUUUCUUGUUCUGUGCACUUGCAAUUUAAAAUCAAAGCUAGCCUUCAGUAUUCUUUUACAUUGUGUCUGAUUCGAGCUCUUGAUUUUUUUUCCCUAAAACAUGCAUGUUUCUUCUCUUGGUUUUUGUUAUCGAGCAGAUUCCUCAGCAUAGUGUAUUCAGUUUAUUUUCACUGGAUUCUACCUGUAGUGCAGAUAGUUCACUCUUGCUUAUGGAUCUGCACUGUGCAGUAGGAGUUAUUCCUAUAUGAAACAGUGAGUGGCUUAUUACUAUAGAAAACUCAUGUGGUCUCCUGGUUUUGUGUUAUUUGCUGAGAACUUUUUUUGACCUAUUUAAGUGUCUGGCAUUGUAGCUCACCUUCAAAUGAAAAGCGAAGCUAUUUGUGUAUUGAGUUUUAUUGGCUCUUUUGUAUACUGUGUGUGUGGGUAUGUAUGUAUGUGUGUUUUCCUCCAGCAAAAUGGUAUUUCAUGAACUAAUCUAAAUUUGAUUUAAUAUAUGUUUAAGUGUUUAUUUUAAAAGGGAAAUGUAACAAUGUAAUGUCUGUAGUAUGAAGUUGAAUAAGUGGACAUUGGAAAUAGGGUUAAAGUGCAAUUGUGCGCUUGGAAUGUGCGCCUUUUAAAGCAUGCACAAUGUUAUUGCCUUCAAUACAAAUACAAAGACACUAAUAAUCUGGUGAUGAAGUGUGGAUACCUCGGGGGUGAACACGUUAUUUAACAUGAUCGUCUUGUUAGGAUACUAGAGAUCCGUUCACCCGCCUGACUGUAAUUUAAGAAUUCCAGAGUAGCAUGCAGAAAUUUAAACAGUAUCCAUGAUUAUCAACAGCCCAGCUCUAAAAAGACUCUAAAUUGACCACCUACUGUAUCCAUCACUGUUUCUGCCAAAACCUGUUUAAGUGAUGCUACACACCAUGCUUAAGACAGACUUUUACUAAAGAAGCCAAACAUAUCUGCAUUGUUUAGACUAGUGCAAUCUUCUUAGCCUAUAUUCAAUGAUAUGCUUCGUGGGGGAUAUGCAAAUGCUUCUGUUUAAAACGGUAUGAAGCUGGGCCUGUUAGGUAACAAAUAAUAUCAAUCGCCACUUACAUUUUUAUUUAUUUAUUUAUUUAUUUAAACAAAUUCCAUGCCAGUAAAGUAGCACCAUUAAUUACACUAAAAACUGAGUGAAACUGUGAUAAAUGUAUGUUUGCACAGAAAUGAAAAUGUAUGUUGUUUCUGCAUAAGGAGUGAUGUGGAAAAGGUGUAGAUUUCGCAUUAGCACCAGUAAUAUAACAAGAAGCAUGCCACCCCUGCUGCUGCUGUGCGGUGCGGGGGGGGUGUUAACCUUCCUUUCAAAUCCACAGCACUCUUUAGCACGGGCAGGAAGCAUGCAAUGCCCUGUUCCUGAAUGUCACGCUUGCCCACUAUUUAAUACAUUUCUAAACUGGUGUAGUGUGGCAUGACAUUAUUACUGGUUAGUCGUUCCACAAAUGGAAUGGGUACAUUACAAUAUAAAACAAAGGGCCUUGAUAAAGAUUCUCUCGCAGAAAAAUGUGUGGGCGUUUGCUUGUAUUAUUGCUGAUUAAACAGUCAACCGCUUUUAGUGUGUGUGUUUUUUGGUUUUUUUUUUAAAUGCAGUGGUCACAUUGCUUUUUAUACUGUUUCCGCACAGAAGAUGCAACUCCACAACUAGGUCUAGUCUGUAUGGAAAUUAAAACCUAUCCACAAGCUUUUAAAAUCACAAUUCAAUUACUACUGGUAACAAAAAAACCAUGAAGACUUGCUGAUUUAAAGUUAUUCUGUCUCUCUAAUUAUGUGAUUUUUUUUUUUUUUUUUUUUUUUUGUUUUAGUGUUUUUAAUCUUGCCUAUUUGUGUCUCUUUCUUGUUAUGUCCUUUCUAAAUUUGAAGAUUUAUUUUAGGCCAUUGAAAUAUGAAAUUGUAAUUUUGGACUUUGCAGUUACAGGUUUAUGUAUAAAUGGUUAACUGUUUUUAAGGAUAUAUGAUUGUAUAUAUGGCAGUUAAAGUGAAUAAACAUCUACAACUAUUUGUUCUGUCAAAGUAUCCUCAUUCUGAAUGAAGGCUUUAAAUAAUACAGUAUUCUGUACAGGGACAUUAAUUCCUGUGAUUGUUAAUCUGAUUGUGGCUUAUGUUAUGUGGCUAAUAUUUUUUAAGAAACUGGGAAGAUCACUUGAUAAGACUUUGAAUAAUUAACUUGCAGUGACUAUUUUUGCAGUAAACCCCCCCC